Melampsora larici-populina 98AG31 is the source of this 1428-nucleotide messenger RNA. RefSeq lists its product as uncharacterized. Lineage: Eukaryota; Fungi; Basidiomycota; Pucciniomycetes; Pucciniales; Melampsoraceae. The annotation marks the transcript as partial. The transcript has 3 exons. The record is from RefSeq and is a predicted model, not a curated record.
GCGUUGGACAAUGUGCCUGCAGCUAACGUGCCAUCCACGGUUUCCCCGGAGGCACACCCAGCUCGCGAGGAUCCCACAGAGGACACCCCCACAGUCGAUGUGUCGCAAACAUCGGGAACCAAAUCCUCACCGCCUUCGCCUCGCAAAAACCCGGCUCCGCUCCUGAUCAACCCACCAGGCGGCAUCCCUGCUGGUGGUGUUCCAGUUCCUGUCAACCUCGACGUUCGAACUGUCGCGCCCAAGCAGAAGCCCAGCAUUUGGGCUGUCAGCGACUCAACCAUCUUCGAGGUCACGCCGAAGACGGUCAAAUCAAAGACCCUGAACAACACGGAUGUGCCAGAUGUUUAUCGCGCCGCCCUCAGCCUUCUGUGGUUGAGGUCUCAAGGCACCGAUCAUGCGGCGUUGGAUGUCUCACCCUUACCUACACCACACUUCAAAAUCCUACCGAAAAGCAAACUACGUGUCCACACGUGGCUGAAUAAACCUCCAAACAUGCGCCUGUUCCAAUGUGACUCUGAGGCGCCGUGGUAUCGACCGGACGUGUUCAACCUUCAUGAUGCUGAGGUUACAAAGCGGCCCUCCCCCAACGAGAAAGCUCACACGCAGUUUGUCCGAGAGAUUCUUGCGGUAUUCUCACACAGCUCGACCACCAAGAUUGAUCAGGGUGUUAAAUAUGUCUUGGCCGCCAUUGCAUGCUGCAAUAUGGAAAAUGUCGAAAUAUCACCUCCCGCACCCUCUACUCUCGCUACGUGUGCUAAUGUCAAGAUAGAGAAUGGCCUGAGGGCUGCUCAUCACUACCAUCAGCUUCAACUCUGCACGAGCAACUCAGUGAUUUAUGGCAUGCUAGAGGCUAUCGCUACCCUUCGAGCCCUAUUCCGCCACACCGAAUUCAUCUUCCAACAACCUGAACAGCAGCAUGACAAGCUCGAACAGGAUUAUGCCAGCCUCACCAAAUCAGUUGGUGUGGGUCAGGUUCCACCGGUACAAUUUGGACUUCUGGUAGCCUUCCUCACAUCAGGCGUGAAGGGCCUCUUAAUUUUUCCCCGCGACCCUACCAGAUUUGGGCUUUGCAAACUUGCCCCCUUCUUAGUUCUAGUGAGCCAGUUGCAAGCCGAACGACCAAUCGAAGAACCAUUCUGGAAACACACCCAACAUUUUCUGCUCGAGAUCAUACGUGAGGCCCUUUUUCCACAAGGUUUUUAUACUGCAAAUGCCACACUGGAUGACCCAUCAAGUCAGGACGAAUGGCAUCCCAAAGAGUGCUCAAAGCUUGACCUUGCUCGUGCUAUCCAACGAGAUUUGGCUGCCUUUUGUGAGUUAAGGCCUCAACUGACGGGGGCUCCCUACCCCGAUAACCCUUAUGACCUACCUUUCCACCCAGUUACCACCCGGAACCAAGCCAGUAUUACCCCACAAGGCGCUGAAUAG